Molecule: messenger RNA, 462 nt
Organism: Aricia agestis (brown argus)
Lineage: Eukaryota; Metazoa; Arthropoda; Insecta; Lepidoptera; Lycaenidae
Product: allergen Tha p 1-like
Exons: 2
Coding region: 103-462 (119 amino acids)
Source: RefSeq, a predicted model, not a curated record
GCUAAAUGUAAAUUACGUAAAAAUACUAGCUAGAGGGUCUGUAUACGAGUCCCAAGGUUUUUCUAUCUUUUUAAGUGGAUUUUUUGUAAAGAUUUUCUCAUCAUGAAGUUUGUCAUACUGUGCCUACUGGGCAUCAUUCCCCUGGCGUGGUCGUACGCUGAUGUGAGCGACAAGGUGCACUUCGAGGACAUAAUCAAGAAACCGGACGUGCUGCGCGCGGAGCUGUACUGCUACCUCGACCGCGGGCCCUGCGACGAGGUGGCCGCGCAGCACAAGAUCCACAUCACCGAGGCGGUGGACACAGCCUGCGCGAAGUGCACUCCGACCCACAAGCACAACGUCAAAGUGUUCAUCCAGGGAGUGAGCCACCUGUUCCCGGAGCUUUACCACGAGUUCCGGGACCGAUACGACCCGGACGGGAAGCACUACGAUGUCCUCAUAGAUGAGGUGCAGAAAUUUUGA